This is a messenger RNA of Rattus rattus (black rat), 1048 nucleotides long. Its product is annotated as olfactory receptor 1537-like. Gene Ontology annotation, biological process: G protein-coupled receptor signaling pathway; sensory perception of smell. NCBI's taxonomy places the organism in Eukaryota, Metazoa, Chordata, Mammalia, Rodentia, Muridae. The transcript has a single exon. The coding region runs from base 1 to 954 and encodes 317 amino acids. The record is from RefSeq and is a predicted model, not a curated record. Gene Ontology annotation, cellular component: membrane. Gene Ontology annotation, molecular function: olfactory receptor activity; G protein-coupled receptor activity; odorant binding.
AUGGAGGAUAUGGCAGCAGGAAACCAUUGCACAGUGACUGAGUUCUUCUUGGAUGGGCUCUCAAAGAAGUCAGAACUUCAGCUGCCGCUCUUUCUCCUCUUCACAGGAAUCUAUAUGAUCACUGUAGCAGGGAACCUGGGCAUGAUCACACUGAUUGUUCUCAGUUCCCACUUGCACACACCGAUGUAUUAUUUCCUCAGCAGUCUGUCCUUCAUUGACUUCUGUCAGUCCACAGUUGUUACCCCUAAAAUGCUGAUGAGCUUUUUGACAGAGAAGAACAUCAUCUCCUAUCCUGGAUGCAUGACUCAGCUCUACUUCUUCAUCACUUUUGGUAUUGCAGAGUGCUACACACUAGCUGCAAUGGCUUAUGACCACUAUGUUGCUAUAUGUAACCCGUUGCUUUAUAAUGCAACCAUGUCUUUUCAGAUUUACUGUUCUCUGAUUUCAGGGAUAUAUAUCUUUGCUGUAUUCUGUGCAUCAGUAAACUUGGGCUUCAUGCUUAGGAUUCAGUUCUGCAAAUUAGAUGUGAUUAACCACUAUUUCUGUGAUGUUCUUCCCCUUUUUCAGCUUGCAUGCUCUAAUACCUACAUCAAUGAAAUGUUGAUUUUAUUUUUUGGAAUACUGAAUAUCUUUGUCCCACUGCUGACUGUUAUUAUUUCCUACAUCUUCAUCAUAGCCAGCAUCCUCCGCAUUCGCUCCACUGAGGGCAGAUCUAAAGCCUUCAGUACUUGCAGUUCCCACAUCUUGGCUGUUGCUGUCUUCUUUGGAUCACUAGCAUUCAUGUACCUUCAGCCAUCAUCAGUCAGCUCCAUGGAUCAAGGGAAAGUGUCCUCUGUGUUUUAUACUACUGUCGUACCCAUGCUGAAUCCUUUGAUCUACAGCCUGAGGAAUAAGGAUGUCAGUGUUGCACUGAAGAAAAUACUUGGGAGGAAAAGAUUAUGUAAGCAUACGUAGUGUGAAGAUUACUUAUUCGACCACAAAAUUUAAAAACACAUAUAUUGGAUUGAUAAUGUUUAUUUCAUCCUACUUUACAUUAUUACUAGUAAUU